Molecule: messenger RNA, 1017 nt
Organism: Nilaparvata lugens (brown planthopper)
Lineage: Eukaryota; Metazoa; Arthropoda; Insecta; Hemiptera; Delphacidae
Product: WASH complex subunit 3-like
Exons: 2
Coding region: 1-1017 (338 amino acids)
Source: RefSeq, a predicted model, not a curated record
AUGGGUGUUGCCGAUGAUGAAUUUGUACGAGCAGCUCUAUAUGCUACGUCUGCUCAUAGUGCAUCCAACCAGCAGCAGCAGCAACAGCAAACAGAACAACCGUUGAUUACAGUCACAUCUGUAGAACAACCAAUUGUAUCACCAAAUCCACCUAAAACCUAUACAAAUACUUUUAUUACAACAACACCACCGCCACCACCAAACACUGACCGUGGUGGUGUUGAUGAUGAUGAUGAUGACGAAGUUAUGGAAAUAGAUUCAACACAUCAUCAUAAUAAAGAAGACAAUGAUGAUGAUGGUAUGCAAGGUGGUGUAGAAUCAGAUUAUGAAAUUCUACAACAGUCAUUGAAUGAUGAUGAUGUUGAUACACAACCAAAUUCUGAUGUGGACGAAAAUAAUGUAGAUGAUGAUGAUGAUGAUGAUGAUUUGUUACAUGACAAAGUUGUUGAUGUUGAAAUACACCACAAAUCAUCAUCAUCACCACCACCACCACCAAAUAAAACACAACGUACAGAAACGUUGGGUGAAACUGCAUUGAAUGAUUUUAUAAAUAGUAGAAAAUUAAUUGAUGAACCAAAUAAAUUUGCCAACAUUGAUCCCGAUGUAUUUCUAAGUCUUAUUAGACCUAAACAUCAACCAACACUUUUGUCAGUCAACUCUGAAGAAGCAACAGUUGUAGACAUUCUUACACCAAGACCACCAUCAACUACACCGCCUAAACGCAAAAUAUCAACCGACAAAGACGUGGAUAAUAAUAAGAGGCGUCGUCGUCAAUUCAAUGAAGAUGAGUCUGACAACAGUAGUAGUAGUAGUAUUAAUGAAUUUAGACAAGUGAACAAUAAGCAUGAUGAUGAUGAAUAUGAUGAGGAAGUUGAAAUGAUAAAUUACCCAUCUAUUCAUAAGAAAUCACUGCUUCAGCCCACCAACGCUAGUAUAUCAUUUAUGGACAAUAAUGAUGAUGAUGAUGAUGAUGAGGAAGAUGAAAAUGCUAUAAUAUUCGACAAUGAAAAUGAUUAG